Molecule: messenger RNA, 1042 nt
Organism: Beta vulgaris subsp. vulgaris (sugar beet)
Lineage: Eukaryota; Viridiplantae; Streptophyta; Magnoliopsida; Caryophyllales; Amaranthaceae
Product: putative germin-like protein 2-1
Exons: 2
Coding region: 49-795 (248 amino acids)
Cellular component (GO): cell wall
Molecular function (GO): manganese ion binding
Source: RefSeq, a predicted model, not a curated record
ACAUCAAAACACAUUACAUAAGCUACUUAAAAAAGAAUAAAGCUCAAAAUGGAAAAUUGUAAGGGCAGUCGUAUAGCAACAUUGGUCAUGAAUGCUUACUGCAUGGCCUUUGCUAUGAAUUUUAUGUUUCAUGUAACCAUUGCCUCGGAUCCUGCACUCCUUCAAGAUUUUUGUAUCGGUGUAAAUGAUCCUAAUUCUGCAGUGUUUGUGAAUGGAAAGCUUUGCAAGAACCCAAAAGAAGUGACAAUAGAUGAUUUCUUGUACAAAGGGUUUAAUAUACCUGCAGAUACAAACAACACUCAAGGAGCAAGUGCCACAAUAGUGGAUAUUACUCGAUUUCCUGCAGUUAACACACAAGGAGUCUCCAUGGCUCGUGUAGACUUUGCGCCAUAUGGACUAAACACCCCUCAUUUGCAUCCUCGUGGCUCAGAGGUUUUCGCAGUGAUGGAAGGGAUUAUGUAUGCUGGUUUUGUGACCACUGAUUAUAAGCUCUAUGAUACAAUUAUAAAAAAGGGUGAUAUUAUUGUGUUUCCACAAGGUCUAAUUCAUUUCCAACUUAAUCUUGGGAAGACAGAUGCUUUAGCAAUUGCUUCAUUUGGGAGCCAAAAUCCAGGGAGAAUUAAUAUUGCUGAUAGUGUGUUUGGUACUACUCCACGUGUUCUAGAUGAUGUUCUUACCAAAGGAUUUCAGGUUGAUGAGGUGUUGGUCAAGCAACUUCGUUCUCAGUUUUCUACUAACAACAUAUCAACAAGCACUGGAAGGUCAUUUCUGAAAUUGUUAUCGGAAACUUAUUGAUAUCUACAUACUAAUCUUGUAUGUAUGAGAUCAAAAACCUAGAUGGACUAAUUUGCAGCGAUUUAUGUAUCUCAUGUGAUCUUUUAUUUAGAUUUUCAUGGUUUAAUAAGUUGAUGGUUUGGUUUGAGUUUUACAGUGUUUUACGUUUUAUUUGUUAUUUAUAAGUCAUUAUUAUUGCUUUUAAAGAUGUUUGUAAUAAUGAUUGAAUCAUGAGAUAUACUAUUUGUGUGCUUACGUUAUUGCUUCA